AUGAAUACUACCAAUGCAGAUGCUCCUCUCCUUCGACCCAUCUCCUCUCUCCGACUAUACCGACGCUGCUUCAAAGGGCGCAAGCAACUCUUCUCCGAAUCCGAUACAGCCCCUGCGAACUACUUCGUCGCAAACCCCGUCCCUCACAAGCACGGCGACUCAUGGAAGCCAAUCUUCUACCGCGGCGACAACCCCAAGUAUACGCCGGAGGCAACUGCCAUCGGCCGGGCGCGCCGCUCGGCCAUGUGGGGCUCGUUCCGGGUAUGGCUUGGCGACGGCGUGCAGGAAGUUCUAGAUAAUGAGGAUCGCCGAAGACAGAAGCGGAAAGCGGAGAGGAAGAAUAAGUGGCGGAAGAGGUUUGGAAAGGAGCCGAAGCCUGUUGAGGUAGAAGAGGAGAAAGCCGUGCAGGGGAAGGUGAUCAUGUUUCGAAUGCAGAGGUUGGGACUCUUCAGUCGAAGGGUUGAGUGGGAAAUUGAGGGGGUGCGGUACCGGUGGUCUGGAACCAGGAUGUUCUCGACGGGGUUCAUGAGGGGUGUCAAGGGGUGGUCGCAUAGUAUGAAGCUGAUCCGCGUAUCUGACCACGCAAUCAUCGCGACAUUCGAAAAGGGCUUACUGGGAUCUCCGAGGUCAAUCAAGACCGGAGGUCCUCCGAACAAGUCCAAGACACUUCUCGGCAACCUUAAGCUCUAUGAUCGGGCCGGUACAACCGGCAAGCAUCCUAUGCAGACGGAGUAUGAUCAACUCACGAGCUUCGUGGCCCAGGUCGAUGCGGCGAACACCAAGCCAAGCGAUAUCCAGGACGAGAAAGACUUGAACCCGGCUGGGUCGCAUUCAGGCAAUCUCGUUGACGAAGCGAUUGCCUUUACGUGUUGGAUCGUAGUAGAGGCUGAGCACCGGCUUCGACAUAAGCUUCCUGACUUUCUGGAAGAGGUCGCGGAGAAUUUGGAGGGCGGUUGA
Molecule: messenger RNA, 957 nt
Organism: Aspergillus calidoustus
Lineage: Eukaryota; Fungi; Ascomycota; Eurotiomycetes; Eurotiales; Aspergillaceae
Source: the annotation of a GenBank genome assembly